AUGUCUGUUGCGAAUUAUAAGAAACCAAAACUAUCAAAUCCAUACAGUCCAAUAUACUCACCAAUAUCAAUCCAUAGUGUAAAAAAAUUUGAUAUUGAUAAAAACGCACGUAGUGUAUCCUUUUAUAACCCAAAGAGACGUAUAAAUAAUUCCUAUGUUAUGAACAGGUCGUUGACUGUCUCUGACUUAGAACAUUCACUUCCGCCUAACGAAAAUGUCUCCUCCAGUCAAUCAUCUCCUGAUACUUCCAGUUCAACAAGCGUAUUUAAUAUUGUCCAAUCUGCAGGCAAAACAUUGUUUAAUAGUAGACCACAUACUAGCAGCAAUAAGUUGAAAAGAUAUAGUGAAAAAGGGUAUCUAUUCAUUACAAACAAACAAAGAAAACUAGAUUUAGAGAAUAGAAAGGAAUCUCAUGCUAAUCCCGCUCCUAAUGUAACUUCAAAAAAGGUUGAAUCAUUAACCUUUUCGAAAGAUCCCUUUGGUUGGGAUAAAUGGAAGACUACCGAGUUUGGUAAAGGUUCAAAUGCUGCUUCUCAAUCUAAUAAUUAUGGAACUACUUUUAUUAGAAGAGAUAAAUUAUUUAAUAGAUCCACUAAUAACCUGGGCAACGAUAUAGAAUUAAUCAAAAGAGGUUAUUCAAGAGAAGUUUCAUAUUUAAGACAGAUAUUUAAUGGUGAGUAUCAAAUUCCUAAGAUUAUUGCAGACGAAAGAGAAAAUCAAUUGAGGCUAAUUGAUGAAGACAAGAAACUAUCACAAGAAUGGCUAGAAAAUGAACUGAAAAAACGAAAGAGCUUUGAUACAAAAAAUGAACAUUCUUUCAAAAAAUCUAUUAUUGAUUUAACUGAAAGGAUUAAACAUGUCCUUUUAAAUCAUCAACCAUCGAACAAAAUAGACAAAGUUAAAGUAAAUAAUGAAGAUAAUUCUGAUGAUUUAAUAUUCAUAAAAGAAAGAAAAUAUAAACAAGCAUCCUUACAAAGAAAACGUGAAAAAUACUUAGAAGAAAGUGAACGUUUCAGGAAAGAGUUACUACGUCUACAAAAUGAAUUUAAAAAUUAUAAACAAUUACUCGAAGAAAGAAAACAAAUCCAAAAUAAAAUUAAAAAGCAACGAGAAGAAGAAGCAAAGAAACAAAGAGAACAACAAGUUUUAAUACCAAAUAUAUCUGACAAAGAUUUGUCUUCCGUUAAAUCAACUCUACAGAGGCAUGACAACGCUAUCUUAUUUAGUAAAGAUAACAUAGAAGUGACCAUCCGUGAUUUUAAGACGUUAGCUCCGAGAAGAUGGUUAAAUGAUACAAUUAUUGAAUUUUUCAUGAAAUAUAUAGAACGGAAUGUUCCACAGACGGUUGCUUUUAAUUCAUUUUUUUAUAGUAAUCUAUCACAAAGAGGAUAUCAAGGUGUUAGAAGGUGGAUGAAGAGGAAGAAAGUUGAAAUAAAAAAUUUGAAGAAGAUUUUUGUUCCAAUAAAUUUAAAUGAAUCGCAUUGGGCGUUAGGUUUCAUUGAUAUUCAAAGGAAGAGAAUUAUCUACGUAGAUUCUUUGAGUCAAGGACCUAGUUCGAUAAGUUUGACAAUUUUAAAUAAGUUGAAAAGUUAUGUUAUUGAAGAGAGCAAAAAUACUAUAGGCGAAAACUUCGAACUAAUACAUGGUGACUGUCCACAACAACCAAACGGAUUCGAUUGUGGUAUAUAUGUUUGUAUGAAUGCGUUGUAUUUGAGCAAAGACUCAGAAUUAACAUUUACUAGUAAAGAUGCUGUUAAUAUGAGAAAUUAUAUUGGCCAUUUAAUAUUAAAAGGGUAG
Messenger RNA from Arxiozyma heterogenica, 1797 nucleotides. RefSeq names its product SUMO protease ULP1 (gene ULP1). Gene Ontology annotation, molecular function: deSUMOylase activity. The transcript has a single exon. Lineage: Eukaryota; Fungi; Ascomycota; Saccharomycetes; Saccharomycetales; Saccharomycetaceae. Gene Ontology annotation, biological process: protein desumoylation; proteolysis. Gene Ontology annotation, cellular component: nucleus. Bases 1 to 1797 code for a protein of 598 amino acids. The record is from RefSeq and is a predicted model, not a curated record.